CUGUCUCUCCACAGCUCCCAGUUGUCAACCAAACAGCCACUAUGAUGUGUGUGCUGCUGGAUGUCCCCAGACUUGCAGCGGCCUCUCCAAGCCCAGAGCCUGUCAGGGUGCUCCUUGCGUGGAGGGCUGCGUAUGUGACAAUGGCUUUGUCUUAAGCAAUGGCAAGUGUGUGGCAAUGGAGCGAUGUGGUUGCACGUAUGAAGGCCAGUACUACCACCUGGGGCAGAUGUUUUACCCCAAAAAACAAUGCAAUUACAGCUGCAUCUGUGGUAACCAGGGACGAGUCGCGUGCAAUGGGAGAUUCUCUUGUAGUCCAAACAGUCACUGCAGGAUCCGUAAUGGGGUUCAGGCCUGCCAUCCUGUGGGCAAAGGAUCUUGUUCUGUAUCUGGUUCUGGUACCUACCAAUCAUAUGAUGGCAAACAAAUCAAUGUGCCUGGGAACUGUAUGUACAGAAUGGUGGAAGUUAUCCGGACUAAAGACCAGAAACAGAUACAUUUCAGUGUGUCAGUGCAACAAACAUCUUCUCAUGGAAAAGUAAUAAUCACAAGGAAAGUCAACAUUGUAGUAGCUGCAUAUAACAUCACACUGAUUCCUGGUCUUCCAUGGGAAAUCAGGGUGGACCAGAUCAGAGCAGUCCUGCCUCUUGUACUUCAAAACGGCCUGGUGAAAGUCUACCAAAGUGGCUCUUUCAUUAUUUUGGAAACCAGCUUUGGACUGAGGGUGACCUAUGACACUGUCUCCACGGCCACCGUUGAAAUCCCAUCCACUUACAAAAAAGCUGUCCGAGGUCUCUGUGGCAAUUAUAACGACAAAAAGGAAGAUGACUUCCUCUUGCCAAAUGGUAAGCAGGCUCUCUCGGCUACGCAAUUUGUGAAAGGAUGGACAUUGGUUCAAGAAAAAGUAAUCUGUAAAACAGGAUGUGGCUCCAAAUGCCCACAGCCUGACAAAGGGAGUCAAACAAAGGUUGAAAAUGAUUGUAAGAUCUUAAUUUGGGAGAAAGGCCCAUUCGCUAAAUGCCAUUCCAAAGUUUCACCCAAAACAUUUUAUGAUGCUUGUGCAAAGGAUGUUGCAUCACAACUUAAAGAUAAGACCCUUCUUUGCCGCUACAUCCAGAAGUAUGUUGUUAGCUGCCAGCAAGCUGGAGUCUCCAUCAACAUCUGGAGGAAUACAACGUUUUGUCCCAUGACAUGUCCUGCCAAUAGUCACUAUGAGCUAUGUGCGGACACCUGCUCGUCCACUUGUGCCAGCCUUAUGAUGUCACACACCUGCCCAGUGUGUCUGGAGGGAUGCCAGUGUGACGAAGGCUAUGUGUUUGAUGGAGGCAAGUGUAAGCCUUUAAGUGACUGUGGUUGUCUGGUGCGUGGCAGAUACUACAAGUCUGGAGAGACGUCAGUCUUGGGGAACUGCAUAGAGGCAUGUACCUGCAAAUCUGGACAGUUUUCAUGCAAGCCCAUGCGAUGUAAAGAAGAUCAGGUCUGCCGCAAGAAGGAUGGCAUUCCUUCAUGUGUGAAUGACCCUUGCUUCAAGAAAACCUGUCGUGAGAGAGAGAGGUGUGUGGAGAAGGGCAAUAAGCCGGUGUGCACGCCCGUGUCUAAGGCGUCAUGCCGAGCUUUUGGAGACCCUCACUAUGAGACAUUCGAUGGCAGCCAGUUUUCUUUCCAGGGCACCUGCUCCUAUGUAUUGGUUAAGACAUCAGGUAACGACAAAACCCUCACACCUUUCUCCAUCAUCAACAAGAACCGGCUUGCCUCUGGAGCACGGGGUUCUUACAUGAAGUCAGCCAUCAUAAAGCUCCCAGGUCAUGAGAUUGUCAUCACUCAUGGUGAACGUAACAAAGUAACAAUUGAUGGUAAAAUAUCGUCACUCCCUGUAAAACUGAACUCCGGCAACAUCACGAUAACUAAGUCAGGUAUCACUGGAACCCUGAAGACAGACUUUGGCUUGGAGGUCACCUUUGACUGGGGUGAGUUCUUCAAGGUCACAGUGCCCAGCAGCUACUACAAAAACGUGGUGGGCAUGUGCGGAACCUAUAACAACGACCGAAGCGAUGACUUUGUCACGCCAGCUGGUGUUCGUGUGCCGGACGUUGUACAGUGGGCUGCAUCCUGGAGUGUUCCUGACAACGACCGCACCUGCUGGCACUUCCCAGCCUGCACUGAACAAGAGAAGCAGCGCUACCGUGGCCCCGAGUACUGUGGCGUGCUUGUAGACAAAACAGGACCCUUCGCUAACUGCAGUAAGACAGUCACGCUGGCCCAGUUUCCAAACGACUGUCUCUUCUAUGCAUGUCUUACUCGUGGAAGCCGAACGGCCUACUGCAAAGCCCUUAACAGUUAUGUUAACUCCUGCAUGCUGGCUAAAACACCAGUCUCACUGCAGUGGAAGCAGAUUACUAAAUGUCCAUGAAUAAGACAUUCCUCAAGGCCUUUCUUCAGCAAAAAUGAUCUAAUCAAAGAGGAGGGAGGCGGAGUCCUACUGUCAAUUAACUUCCAUGAAAAACAUUAAUCAUUUUAUUUGCAUAUUAAUUGCUAAGGCAGCAUCAAAUCAGUGAACAGCUUGACAAGUUAUCCCAGCUAAUGGAAUUAAUCUGUUUGUUUCUUUGCAUGAUUCAUCUGUAACCUUUCUUUUUCUUGUUAUUAAAAGCUUGCAUCACCAAUAA
Messenger RNA from Pygocentrus nattereri (red-bellied piranha), 2660 nucleotides. Its product is annotated as IgGFc-binding protein-like. The transcript is spliced from 8 exons. The record is from RefSeq and is a predicted model, not a curated record. The coding region runs from base 176 to 2407 and encodes 743 amino acids. NCBI's taxonomy places the organism in Eukaryota, Metazoa, Chordata, Actinopteri, Characiformes, Serrasalmidae.